Budorcas taxicolor (takin) is the source of this 1600-nucleotide messenger RNA. It is a transcript of the gene TRABD2B, whose product is annotated as TraB domain containing 2B. The transcript has 7 exons. Gene Ontology annotation, biological process: negative regulation of Wnt signaling pathway. Gene Ontology annotation, cellular component: organelle membrane. Lineage: Eukaryota; Metazoa; Chordata; Mammalia; Artiodactyla; Bovidae. The coding region runs from base 1 to 1566 and encodes 521 amino acids. Gene Ontology annotation, molecular function: metalloendopeptidase activity; Wnt-protein binding. The record is from RefSeq and is a predicted model, not a curated record.
AUGCACGCCGCCCUGGCAGGGCCGCUGCUCGCCGCCCUCCUGGCCACCGCCCGCGCCCGCCCGCAGCCCCCGGACGGAGGACAGUGCCGGCCGCCCGGAUCGCAGAGGGACCUGAACUCCUUCCUGUGGACUAUUCGGCGUGACCCCCCGGCCUAUCUGUUUGGCACCAUCCAUGUCCCCUACACCCGCGUCUGGGACUUCAUCCCGGACAACUCCAAGGCAGCCUUCCAGGCCAGCGCCCGCGUCUACUUCGAGCUGGACCUGACCGACCCCUACACGAUCUCAGCGCUGGCCAGCUGCCAGCUGCUGCCGCACGGGGAGAACCUGCAGGACGUGCUGCCCCGCGAGCUCUACUGGCGUCUAAAGCGCCACCUGGACUACGUGAAACUGAUGAUGCCGUCUUGGAUGACACCUGCACAGCGGGGCAAGGGGCUCUACGCCGACUACCUAUUCAACGCCAUUGCGGGCAACUGGGAGCGCAAGAGGCCGGUGUGGGUGAUGCUCAUGGUGAACUCGCUCACGGAAACCGACGUUCGCUCCCGUGGUGUGCCAGUGCUUGACCUUUACCUAGCCCAGCAGGCUGAGAAGAUGAAGAAGAGCACCGGGGCCGUGGAGCGCGUGGAGGAGCAAUGCCAUCCGCUCAAUGGGCUCAACUUCUCCCAGGUGCUGUUCGCCCUGAACCAGACUCUGCUGCAGCACGAGAGCGUGCGGGCCGGGAGCCUGCAGGCGCCCUACACCACCGAGGACCUCAUCAAGCACUACAACUGCGGGGACCUCAACGCCGUCAUCUUCAACCACGACACCUCCCAGCUGCCCAACUUUAUCAACACCACCCUCCCGCCACACGAGCAGGUCACGGCCCAGGAGAUUGACAGCUACUUCCGCCAGGAGCUCAUCUACAAGAGGAAUGAGCGCAUGGGGAAGAGGGUCAUGACGCUUCUGCAGGAGAACGAAGACAAGAUCUGCUUCUUUGCCUUCGGAGCAGGUCACUUUCUGGGGAACAACACAGUCAUCGAUGUCCUUCGGCAGGCAGGGCUGGAGGUGGAGCACACGCCUGCAGGGCAGACCAUCCAUAGCCCUGUCGCCGGGAGCCCUGCACCUCCACCCGCGGGGACCUCGGCGAGCCCCGCCUCAGCGACCCCAGCUGCUGCCCUGCCCGCGGCCCCAUCGGCGCCCCCCACCGCCCCACCGGAGGAGGAGGACCCAGCGCUGUCCCCACACCUGCUGCUCCCCGACAGCCUCAGCCAGCUGGAGGAGUUUGGACGGCAGAAGAAGUGGCUCAAGCGGCAGAACAAACACCAGCGGCCGCGGCAGUUCAGUGACCUCUGGGUGCGCAUCGAGGACAGCACCACAGCCUCGCCACCCCCACAGCCCUUCCAGACCACGCAUAGCUCCGGGACCGCCAAGCCCCCCUUCCAGCUCUCCGACCCACUCCAGCAGCAGGAAGAGCCAGCACCCGCCAGCAGCUCAGCGCCCGGCCGCUCCCUGGCCGCCCUGAGCUUGCUCCCUGCCAUUGCUGCCAGCAUAGUAGCCUCCUUCCUGCUGCACACCCUCGGACCCUCCUGACCUCGGCCGCAUGCCUGCCCGGAGCAGAGAAAGA